This is a messenger RNA of Cylicocyclus nassatus, 1011 nucleotides long. Lineage: Eukaryota; Metazoa; Nematoda; Chromadorea; Rhabditida; Strongylidae. The record is from the annotation of a GenBank genome assembly.
AUGAAAACUAUAGAUGUGCAAAACCACUCCUAUGAAGUGCCCAUUCGACGCAUUUUGCACAUCUUCGAUUUGAAUCCUUUUUAUUUCUGUGAGGGAUAUCAACUGCUGCUUGACUUCCUCCACGAACUCAAUGAUUCAGUGCUGAACGUCAAAACAUGUGACGAUAUCAGUGUCAGCGAAAAUGCAAUCAAAGUGAUCGAAAUGCUAGAUAAAAUGAUGGCUUGGAUGGAACAAUUCCCACCAGAGGAGGAUAUACAUCAGAGGUACGGUAAUAAAGCGUACAGGAAAUGGUAUGAUCAUUUACUCCAGGAGCUAAAUAAUGUCGUUGGUGCCAUACUACCAGAUGAAUUAAAACCAGCCACUGUUGAGUUGUGUGCUUACCUUGAAGAUUCCUUUGGAAACUCUACUCGUAUCGAUUACGGAUCAGGUCACGAGUCUUCAUUUGCCAUAUUUCUGUUAUGCUUGUAUCGCAUCGGAUACUUCACGAAAUCCGAUAAUCGUGCAGUCGUACUUCGGGUUUUUGUCAAAUAUUUACACCUAUGUCGUACUCUUCAAACUACUUAUAAAAUGGAACCCGCCGGCAGCCAGGGUGUGCAUUCGAUUGAUGAUUUUCAAUUUAUUCCUUUUCUUUGGGGAAGUGCGCAGUUGGCUGGUAACAAAUCUCUUGUACCUGAAUCUUAUUUGAAACCUACUACGGUGGAAGCCAAUGCACACAAGUACCUCUUUUUUGAUUGCGUGAACUUCAUCAACCAGACAAAGAGUGGACCUUUUUAUCAACAUUCCAACCAGUUAUGGAAUAUCUCCGCUGUUCCCACCUGGACUAAGGUGAACAGUGGCCUGUUCAAAAUGUAUGAAGGAGAGGUUCUCAAAAAAUUCCCUGUGGUGCAGCACUUCCGCUUUGGCACACUGUUUUCAUUCGAAAAGCGAUCUGAAUCUGACAAUAACGAGACAAACACUCCGCAUCCAUUGAAUACUGCAGAUGCUAUCGCCCCACAAGACGUGGACGGAUGA